Messenger RNA from Pelobates fuscus (common spadefoot toad), 1788 nucleotides. It is a transcript of the gene DHRS3, whose product is annotated as dehydrogenase/reductase 3. The transcript is spliced from 6 exons. The coding region runs from base 632 to 1540 and encodes 302 amino acids. The record is from RefSeq and is a predicted model, not a curated record. NCBI's taxonomy places the organism in Eukaryota, Metazoa, Chordata, Amphibia, Anura, Pelobatidae. Gene Ontology annotation, cellular component: lipid droplet. Gene Ontology annotation, biological process: regulation of retinoic acid receptor signaling pathway; retinoid metabolic process. Gene Ontology annotation, molecular function: all-trans-retinol dehydrogenase (NAD+) activity.
CACAUGCACAGUAGUGAGAAAUCCCUAACACUUUAUCCGUCAAUCAGGCUUAAUGGGGUAUAAAAGUCUCCGGCGCCGUCAGUGUGCAGGGAGAAGCGGCAGUGGUUCUGUCUGUAGGGAGCGCACUGUGCAUUGCUGCAGCCACACUGACCACAAACAGGGAAUUAAAGGGACCUCCAUCCAGUAGGUCUUGGCAAUCACAUUAUCUGCUUUAGGCAAUUUCCUGAGUCUAAGAAUAGCUAUGAGCUGGGUGCUGUGAUACUGAGAGCUACAGACUGGUUCAUUUCCUCCAAAGUGCACACAGGCACAGGGGGAGCUGCUGUAUUAUUAUUUUUUGAGGUGGAGAGUCUGCACUAUUUUUGGGGUGAGCUGAUCUCAGAUAUUUGGGGACUCUUCAGGUUUGUGCUGAUAUUUUGGGACUCCCCAGUUCCACAGCUGAUAUUUUUAGGAUUUCACCCCCCAAUCCCUCCUUAGGUCCUUGCUGUGGAUGUGAUCUGGGUGCAAGACAGAGUACUGCUUGCAGGAGGGGAGGUGGGCGUCUGGUUACCCCAGGAGUGGAUGGUGAAGUUUAUAAGUGGGGGUCUGCACGGAUAAGAAGGGUCCCUGUGUUGCCUGGAGAAGGGAGGUGAGCAUGGAUUUGACGAACCUGUGCAGGCUGCUGCUGCUUCCCUUCCAAAUGCUGUUUGCGGUGCUGAAAGCUGUCAUUGGCACUGUGCUGCCCUGCCGGCAGAGGGAGCUCACAGGCGACAUCGUUCUCAUCACCGGCGGGGGCAGGGGCAUCGGGCGCCACCUGGCCAGGGAGUUUGCCAAGCAAGGUGCCAAAAAGAUUAUUUUGUGGGGCCGCACGGAGAAGUGUCUGAAGGAAACUGCAGCAGAAAUAAAGCAGUCUGGAACUGAAUGCCAUUAUUUUAUCUGUGAUGUUGGUAAUAGAGAAGAAGUCUACGAGCAAGCCAAAGCCGUUCGAGAAAAGGUCGGUGAUGUUACCAUUUUGGUAAACAACGCAGCGGUGGUACAUGGAAAGAGCUUGAUAGACAGCGAUGAUGAUGCACUACUAAAAUCUCAACAUAUAAAUACACUGGGACAGUUCUGGACUACAAAGGCCUUCCUGCCACGCAUGUUGGAACUUCAGAAUGGACAUAUUGUUUGCAUAAACUCUGUUCUCGCCUUAUCAGCCAUUCCUGGAGCCAUUGAUUAUUGCACUUCCAAAGCAUCUUCAUUUGCCUUUAUGGAAAGCCUGACUUUAGGGCUCUUGGAUUGCCCAGGUGUUAAUGCUACAACAGUUCUGCCAUUUCACACCAACACAGAGAUGUUUCAAGGAAUGAGAGUCAGGUUCCCCAACCUCUUCCCACCUUUAAAGCCAGAGACUGUUGCAAAGAAGACUGUUGAGGCUGUUCAGAAGAAUAAAGCUUUGCUGCUACUCCCAUGGACUAUGCAUGUUCUGGUGAUCUUGAAAAGCAUCCUUCCUCAAUCAGCACUUGAAGAAAUCCAUAGGUUUUCAGGGUCCUAUACAUGCAUGAACACAUUCAAAGGGAGGACAUAAAUCCCAUGAUCAAAGGACUUUUGGUGGAAAAUAUACAUAAACAAUCCUGAAGAGAUUGCAGAGACAGCAUUGUAUGUGACAAAAGCUCUUUUUUGGACACAAGGAAUUCUUCCAGGCCAUGGAUAUGCAGUAAGGCCUUUGUUCAGGCCCAAAUAUCGCAGAACUGUUAAAGUUGGUGGAAGAGAACUAGAGAUUUUUUUUUUUCAUGUUUUUUUAUCCCAAGUCUGUUUCUGAUUGUUUGGGGGGGG